Messenger RNA from Colius striatus (speckled mousebird), 1627 nucleotides. It is a transcript of the gene BIN2, whose product is annotated as bridging integrator 2. Gene Ontology annotation, cellular component: cytoplasm; plasma membrane; phagocytic cup. The coding region runs from base 29 to 1627 and encodes 532 amino acids. The transcript is spliced from 12 exons. Lineage: Eukaryota; Metazoa; Chordata; Aves; Coliiformes; Coliidae. The record is from RefSeq and is a predicted model, not a curated record. Gene Ontology annotation, molecular function: protein binding; phospholipid binding. Gene Ontology annotation, biological process: podosome assembly; phagocytosis, engulfment; plasma membrane tubulation.
CCCAAACCGCAGGGUGUGAGCUGCAGCCAUGGCCGAGGGACGCAGCGGGGGCGCCGGCCUCUUCGCCAAGCAGGUCCAGAAACGCUUCAGCAGGGCUCAGGAGAAGGUUUUGCAAAAACUGGGCAAAACAGUGGAAACCAAAGACGAGCAGUUCGAGCAGAGUGCCUACAACUUCCAGCUGCAGCAGAAUGAAGGCAAUAAACUCUAUAAAGACCUCAAGGCUUUCCUCAGUGCAGUGAAAGUGAUGCACGAGAGCUCCCGGAAAGUGGCCGAAACGCUGCAGGAGAUUUACAGCAGCGACUGGGACGGUCACGAGGAGCUGAAAGCCAUCGCAGCUAGCAACGACCUCCUGUGGGAUGACUACGAGGCGAAGCUGUCCGACCAAGCCCUGAGGCUGAUGGAGAACUACUUGGCUCAGUUUGGGGACUUUAAGGAGCGGAUUGCCAAGCGAGGACGGAAGCUGGUGGACUACGACAGCGCCCGGCAUCACCUGGAGGCUCUGCAAGGGGCCAAGAAGAAGGAUGAGGCCAAAAUCGCCAAGGCUGAGGAAGAGUUUAAUAAAGCCCAGACAGUGUUUGAAGACCUGAACAGGGACCUUCGGGAGGAGCUGCCGGUGCUGUAUGGCAGCCGCAUCGCCUGCUACGUGACCAUCUUCCAGAACAUCUCCAACCUCCGUGAUGUCUUCUACAAGGAGAUGAGCAAGCUCAACAGAGACCUCUACGAGGUGAUGAGCAAACUGGACAAGCAGCAUUCCAGCAAAGUCUUCAUUGUUAAAGGCAUCUCCAGCAACCGGCGCUCGCUGGUCAUCUCCUCGCCCGUGAGUCCCCCAGCCAUGUUCCCUUGCCCAGGGAAGACACCAGACUGGCAGCCCAUGGUGGAAGCAGAGGCCACAGUGGGGUCUCCUGGGGUGGGCAGUGGUGCCACCGACCCCAUGUCCAACGGGGAGCUGGGCUCUGCCAUCCCUGGCCCACCCCCGGCUUCACCCGCCAGCGGCGGCUCCCUGUCCGAGACGGCUUCGAUCUGCAGCGAGGAGGCUCCAGAGCUCAGUCCCAGCCCUGAAGCCUCAUCCCACGAGCAGGGGCCAUCAGUGCUGGGCACUGACAUCCCUGAGCUCAGCCAGUGCCCAGGUCUGGAGGCAGAGGGGGCUGCUGGGGGGGCACAGCCGGGUGCCACGGGCAUCGCCGCCUCUCUGGCGUCGCUGAUUCUAUCCGAGGCCAUUGCCCAGGUCGCUGGCACCUCUGCACCUGCAGCUGGGCUGGAGGCUACUGCAGGGGGCCUCCAUCAGCCAGAUGAUGUGGCCACCAACAGUGAUGCUGAGGAGUGGCCCAGGGACUCACCACCCCCAGCUCCAGGCGUCCCCUGCGAUGGGCCUGGUGCUGAGCACAGUGACUCUGAGGAGAGUGUGGAGCUGAUGGAUGUGGAGCCCAAGGUGGCCAAAACUCAGAUGGGACUGGAUCCAGCCCCCAACGUGGUGUCAAGCAGCUGCUCCAGGGACAGUGGUUCCCCCUCCAGCUCCUCAACUGGGGAGCAAAGCUGUCCCGGGACACUGGAGCAAGAGAGAAGCCAGAACUCCUCACCAGCAGCAACCCCCUCCCAGGACCCCUCUGAGACCCUCACCCCGCUGUGA